Messenger RNA from Neltuma alba, 2200 nucleotides. Its product is annotated as LEAF RUST 10 DISEASE-RESISTANCE LOCUS RECEPTOR-LIKE PROTEIN KINASE-like 1.2. The record is from RefSeq and is a predicted model, not a curated record. Lineage: Eukaryota; Viridiplantae; Streptophyta; Magnoliopsida; Fabales; Fabaceae. Gene Ontology annotation, biological process: protein phosphorylation. The transcript is spliced from 5 exons. The coding region runs from base 1 to 1659 and encodes 552 amino acids. Gene Ontology annotation, molecular function: ATP binding; protein kinase activity.
AUGAUUCGUGACCACUGGUUUCAAAAGAGCGUAUCGAAUCCUUGCAGUGUCAUCGACUACAAAGUUGCUUUUCACGCGGAGUCUCCUGGUCUGUCUUUCUCUUUUUUAAACGGCAUUUCCCUUUUGAAAUGCGUCGAGCCUCUCGACUACAACAACCUCUUAUAUCCCUGUGAUGGCUACUGCAUUUACUAUCCUCCCGAAGAAGCUAGUCACUGGCCCGAGCCUUCUAAAGGAUGUUCUCUUGUCCAGCUUCCAAUAUUUGAAGCUAAGUUUCCCGGCUCAACCAACAUAUCCUUAUUGGAUGAAAUCUAUAUACAAGUACAUCUACCUUUCUCUUGUUUGGAUGAGAAAUGCGAUGCCCAUGAGCUCAAGAAAAACGAUUCCAAGCCUAUGACACCGGAGUGCAAGAAAAUCGAUUCCAAGUCUAUAAUAAUAGGUGUGGCUAUUGGAAGUGUUGGCAUGAUUAUAAUUGGCUUGAUUGUUAUUCUGUUGCGGAACAAACAAGAUUACAAGUCUUUAGGCUCACAAAAUCAGUCAAGAAGCAUUGAAUCUGAUAAUACUCGCUCAAGAAGCAAUCAAUCUGACAAUACUUACUCAAAUGCAAUCCUAGAAAGUAGAAAUAUCUACUUUGGGGUACCUCUCUUCUCCUAUGAGGAACUCGAAGAAGCAACAAACAAAUUUGAUCAAUCAAGAGAACUGGGAAGUGGAGGCUUUGGAACUGUAUACCAUGGAAAGCUUAAAGAUGGAAGAGAAGUUGCUGUGAAGCGGCUAUUUGAGCGCAACUAUAAACGUGUACAGCAAUUCAUAAAUGAAGUUAAGAUCCUCACACGCUUGCGUCACAGAAACCUUGUGUCGCUGUAUGGCUGCACUUCACGUGCUAGUCAUGAACUGUUGCUGGUCUACGAAUACAUUCCAAAUGGAACUCUUGGUUGUCAUCUCCAGGGCAAUCUCGCAAAACCUGGCUCACUGCCAUGGCAUGUGAGGAUGAGGAUUGCCAUAGAGACAGCAAAUGCAUUGUCCUAUCUCCAUGCUUGUGACAUCAUUCACCGUGAUGUCAAAUCCAGCAACCUUCUACUUGAUUACCAUUUUUGUGUCAAGGUAGCUGACUUUGGUCUUUCAAGGUUGUUCCCCAAGUUUGUCUCUCAUGUCUCCACAGCUCCAGCAGGAAGCCCAGGUUAUUUGGACCCAGAAUAUCACCAAUGCUAUCAGCUUACUGAAAAGAGUGAUGUUUAUAGCUUCGGGGUCGUACUCAUUGAGCUGAUAUCUUCUAAGCCAGCUAUUGAUGUUACAAGGAACAAGGAUGAGAUUAAAUUGGCAAACAUGGCAGUUAACAAGAUUCAAAGAAGAGCGUUCACUGAGCUGGUAGAUCCUUCCCUUGGUUUUGAGUCAGACAAGGAGGUUAAGAAGAUGAUAAUCUCAGUGGCAGAGUUAGCUUUUCAGUGCCUACAGAGGGAUAGGGAGCUAAGACCUUCCAUGGAUGAAGUAAUGCAGAUUCUGCAGAAAAUAGAAAACGGGAAGCAUGAUCUUAAGCAUCUAGAGUUUCAUGGUACUGAGUUUUCAAACAAGGGAAUUCAUACAUCUCUCCCAACCUCAAUGCACAGGGUUGGAACAGGAUCAUUGACGAACUCAAAGCCACAAGGCCCUCCCCAUACAAUAUGAUCACCAUUGGAAAAAGCAGUUUUAUUGCACCUUAAUGUCGGUACAUAACAAAGGAGUUCAAUUCAGUAGUUUUCACUUGAUUCUGUUAAAUUGAGUCUACCCUAUGAGCAUCAGAAAGAAUAAUACAAUUUUUGUCAGCAUCCAUCCUCAGUUGAGGAUGAGUGAUUCUCUCAUCUAUUUGUACCACUGCUCAUAUGAUGAUUCAUUAUGAGGAAAAUCCUCGUCAUGUCAACAGCAUUUGUUUGCUGUGCUGCGAGUUUUCUUCAUGCUUUCAAUUAUACAGCUUCGACGCAGGUAAAUAAGGAACUCCUGGCAUAAUUAAAGUAUUAAACUAUCUUUGUGUAUGUGGGUGUUUGGUAUUCUUUUAUUAUCAGCUUUAGCUAUUAAAUAGCAGAAUCACGGGUCUUUUAAGUGCAGCCCCCUGGUCCAGUGUGCACUGAAAUUUCUUUCUUACCUACUAAUUUUAGUAUUUUGUCAUGAGAGAAUGUUUUGUUUUCCUUCGAGACAUUAUUGAAUGUGACUUGAGAGUUGUGCUUCUUUU